AUGGAAGUUUACAUAGAUGACAUAGUCGUUAAGUCCCUGCGAGCAGAGGACCAUUUGAAAUUUUUGCAGGAAACUUUUAGCACAUUAAAAAGGUACAACAUGAAGCUGAACCCAGAAAAAUGUGCUUUCGGUGUUGGAUCGGGCAAGUUUCUCAGGUUCAUGGUGCCAAAUCGGGGGAUCGAAAUCAACCCGGAUAAGAUAAAGGCAAUAGAAGAUAUCUCUGUGAUAAACGACAUCAAAGGAGUACAAAGAUUGACAAGACGGAUAGCUGCUUUAAGCCGAUUCAUUUCCAGAUCCUCGAACAAAAGUCAUCGAUUUUUCUUGUUGCUAAAGAAAAAGACUGACUUUGCAUGGACCCCCAAAUGUCAGGUGGCCUUAGCAGAACUCAAAAGGUACCCACAUUUGGAAAAACUCGCUUUGGAUUCAUUAAGUGCAUCUAGAAAAUUAAAACCUUACUUUCAGAGUCAUCCCAUAUGCGUCAUAACGUCGUACCCCCUAAGGAAUGUCAUGCAUAAACCCGAACUCUCAGGACGACUAGCAAAGAGGGUUGUAGAGAUUAGCGGGUAUGAUAUUGAGUACAAACCCCAAACUGCAAUCAAAUCCCAAAUACUGGCGGAUUUCGUGGUCGAUUUUGCACCGGCCAUGAUCCCCGAGGUUGACAAAGAAAUGCUUCUUGCCUCGGGGACUAGCACAGGAGUCUGGACUCUUUACACGGAUGGUGCGUCUAAUGUAAAAGGGUCCGGGUUAGGGAUCGUUCUAAAACCUCCCUCAGGUGACGUAAUAAGACAAUUUAUUAGAUCAGCUGAUUUAACUAACAACGAAGCCGAGUAUGAGGCUAUGAUUGCAGGUUUAGAACCAGCUAAAAGCUUGGGAGCAGAAAUUAUAAAGGCCAAAUGCGAUUCUCUCCCGGUGGUCAACCAAGCAAAUGAAACCUUCGAAGUCAAGGAUGAUCGAAUGCGAAGAUACCAGGAGAAACUGCAGGUUUUCCUUCGCCGGUUCAAGGAGUGGACGUUGGAACACGUGUCCCGAGAUCAAAAUAAUGAGGCGGAUGCCCUGGCAAAUCUGGGAUCCUCAGUCGAAUCGGAUGGGUUCAACUCCGGAGCUGUGGUGCAGUUGACAAAAUCGGUCAUUGAGACCGGCCACGCCGAAAUAAACUCGACCAGCCUCACCUGGGAUUGGAGGAACAAGUACAUAGACUAUCUUCAAACAGGAAAGCUUCCAUCCGAUGCUAAGGAAUCAAGAGCCCUCCGAACCAAAGCAGCUAGAUUUUGUUUGGUCGAUGGCCAGCUAUACCGGCGGUCGUUCCGCGCCCCCUUGGCGAGAUGCCUAGGACCAGGAGAAACCGACUAUGUUCUGAGGGAAAUUCACGAGGGGACUUGCGGGAAUUAUUCGGGAGCCGAUUCAUUGGUCCGCAAGCUGAUCCGAGCGGGAUACUACUGGAAUGAAAUGGAGGAAGAUGCCAGAACCUUCGUUCGAAAAUGCAACGAAUGCCAAAAGCACGCCCCGUCAAUACAUUAA
Molecule: messenger RNA, 1518 nt
Organism: Lycium barbarum (goji berry)
Lineage: Eukaryota; Viridiplantae; Streptophyta; Magnoliopsida; Solanales; Solanaceae
Exons: 2
Coding region: 1-1518 (505 amino acids)
Molecular function (GO): RNA-DNA hybrid ribonuclease activity; nucleic acid binding
Source: RefSeq, a predicted model, not a curated record